Messenger RNA from Gongylonema pulchrum, 483 nucleotides. The record is from the annotation of a GenBank genome assembly. Lineage: Eukaryota; Metazoa; Nematoda; Chromadorea; Rhabditida; Gongylonematidae.
AUGGGGAACAAAGAGUUGAUAUGUACUGGUGGCUCAUACGCCGAUAUUGUUGUUAUUAUCGGAAGCUUGGACCAGUUACUGAGCACCGAUGUGCUGAACAUGGUGCUCUUUUCACAUGAAACAGUUAUUUCUGAAACGACACAUAUCAUGGAAAUUUUUCGUGGCUCUUUGCGUCCCGAGAAAAGCUCGUCCGCUACUCCGCCGUUUCUCUUCCAAGUGCAAAUACGCAGCGAAAAUGUGUCGCCGUGGCUUAGACUAACCCUCACUGAUACAACCAACACAGCAUUCCGUGUUAUGGUCGAAACUUUCGACUUGUUCUUCAGCAGUCGUAAUGUCCAGAACAUUGAGAUCUCCGAGGUAUACCUUGCGCAUUUUUAUGCUUUCUUAAACCGCACCUAUUGUGUAAGGAUAAUGGAGACGUUUGUAUGUAUGUUUGUGUAUAUAUAUAUAUAUUUAUAUAUAUAUGUGUGUGUGUGUUUGUAG